Messenger RNA from Anopheles merus, 2769 nucleotides. RefSeq lists its product as uncharacterized. Lineage: Eukaryota; Metazoa; Arthropoda; Insecta; Diptera; Culicidae. Bases 148 to 2769 code for a protein of 873 amino acids. The transcript is spliced from 3 exons. The record is from RefSeq and is a predicted model, not a curated record. Gene Ontology annotation, molecular function: DNA binding.
CAACCUCGACGAAGGGGUGGCGUACCGAGGCAGCGACCAGGGACGUUACUGACUAGGAGGGAAAUUUUAACCAACAAAAAGUACCAGCCAGUGGUCGUGCUCGUCGAUUGUUUGGCAGGCAAGGCAGACAGGCAGCGCGUCGCAAAAAUGCCGAGAAUCAAAAAGAGGCACGAUGAGGAGCCGGUGAUGAGGAUGAGAGAGCUGCCCGAGACGCUAACCGCGGGCAGAUCGCGCCGCACGAUAAAGCCCAAUCCAAAGUACAUGAACGACGAAAUGCUCGUUCCGACGGGCAGGAACACCGUGGACGAGAACGAGAUGAGCGCCGAGGAGGAGUACAUUGUCGAUUACGAGGAGAACGAUGAUCCGGAAGAUUCGGGACUGGUUGUGCGGCGCUCGGUCGUCAGUUCCACUCCGCAAACGGACGGGCAGCCGAGGCGCAGGGGCCGUCCGCCGAAGCAAAAGAAUGUGGAGGCGCCGCGCACCGAACCGGUGAAAAACCUUCGCAAGGAGGUGCUGAAAAAGCUAGACUACAGGACGAUUAGCAUUAGCAAAUCCCGCCACAUGGGCUCGCAGCAGCUUGAUGGAAGGCGCAAGCUGAACCUGACCAUAGACUCGGUGGACACAGAUUCCGCCGAUCAGGACGAAAUGGACGACAUGGAUGGGGAUCGACACUCGCUGCGGUCACGCGGCAACAGCGGGGAGCUCGUGAAUCGCACGCAGAAGGUGCUGAAUUCGGCUGCACCGAAGAAGCAGCUCCCCGUGAGGAUGAUGGAUCGUCGAGGCAGUGCCAUUGCCAAGGGUGGUUCGAUAGAUAGCAAAAUGGACGCCACAACUGAGGAGGACGAGUACGAUGAUGAGGAGGAAGAUUACAUGAACGACUCCGACGCGAAGAUGAGCGAGGAGGCGCCGGCCAAGCGUUCGGUGGGCCGUCCCCGCAAGCACCCGGUCAAACAGGUUUCGCCCUUUGGGGGCAAGGUGCUGCUGCCGGGCAUGAAAACCUCCCCGACCGCCGCCGCCCCGGUCCUGAAGCGCAAGGCGCCGGAGCUGGACGAAGAGUCGAAGCCGCAGGAAUCGCAGCAAUCGAAAAUGUUGCGCCGCUCGUACGGGCUGAAGAGUGUGCACGAGUCAAACCAAUCGUCGCAGGAGGGCGAAUCGGAAGAUAACUACGAGCUGGAAGAUAAGAAGCCCAACCGAUCGUCCACCUCAUUCCAAACCCAGGCGCGGGAACGGGGCCGUCCGCCGAAGGGUACCUUCACACCGGGGCAGUUGGUAAAGACGGAGAAAACUGGCACCGGUGGUGGUGGUGGUGGUGGUGGUGGUGGGGCCCCCCCAAUGGCCAAUCGAUCAUUGCCCGAAACGAAACUAACAAAACCAUCGCCGACGAUAACGAUCGUGAACGUGAGCGAUAUUAUAAAGAUGCGCUCGAAAAGCUCCGGCGACCUGCGGCGAAGGUUGGACGAGGAGGCAGCAUUCGAUUCGGAGGACAUGUCCGAGCAGGAAGAGGCACAGACGGACCGCAAGCAGGAGGACGGCAAAACGAACAACCAGCUGGUGGCGUCCAUCCUCGAGCGCAAGCGGCCAAUCUCGCUCGAGCAUCUGCAGAAAGUGCGCCGGCACAUCCGCGACAUGCCGACCAAGGGCGAGCUGAAGGGAGGAAAGCAGCGGGCCCGCCCGGCGACGAAUGAGCUCAGCGAGAACGAUGUCGUUGACUUCGAGGACGUGCUGCAGAAGAACAUCGUGAGCGCCGACAAGGACACCCGGCUGGUUACGGUCGGCGCGGUGCGAGGGCGUGCCCGGCCAGCGGGCAAUGCGAAGCAGGACGAAAACUACGGCUACGCCACAAAGCGUAUCCCGCCGGGCAGUGCGGGAGGCAAGGCGGCGGGCGGUGGCGCUGCUGCCACGACGAGACGGUCGCUGCAGCCGCCCCGAAUACUGAACGCGACCAUGAAGCUGGGCGACAACCGUCCCCGGUCGAAGCAGGCGGGCGGUUCGGGCGACAAUCACUACUCGAUCGAUCUCACCGAUCCGGACAACAACGUAAAGCUGGUGUCCUCUUCGAACGAAAACUCUCCCUCGAAGCGGUCGCCGGCGGCACCGUUCGGGCAGAAAGCGCCAGCGAAUGUGGCCCGCUCCGCCACCGGGAUCGUGCGGGACAUUAGUAAUAGUGGCAGUGGUAGCGUGCGUUCUUCACCGCAGGAGGUGAAGAAGAAGCGCGUCACGCUGUACGAAACGUGGAACGUGCUGCACAUUCGUUCGUUCGACUCGACGAUGAAACCGCCCCAGCUGGCAAUGAACAUGAUUAGCCUCGGCAAUUCGGCGGCCGAUAUCGUGAUGCCAUCGAGCGCCUGGUCGUUCCGCACGCUGCUGGAAAAGCGCAAAGUGCCUGCGGGCGAGGGCGACCUCCUGUUCGCUGGCAAGAUACAGGACGUUACGAUCAGCGAGGAGGACAAGGCGAACUACGAGCCGAGCAAGAUCAUGUUCCGCCGGAAGGCGGCCUCGCCCGGCAAGUUUAACGUGCAGUUCGACCGGACGGUCACCUUCCGCGGCGACACCUACUCGCUGAACGUGAACGGGCAGAGCUGCAAGCUGAUGGCGGCCCCGAGCCGGAUAGACACGCUCGAGGAUAUCGAAACGCUGCUGCAGAUCGUGGACCAUGUCGAUCUGAAGCACAGCUGCAUCCAGCUGCAGCCGCCCUCGCGUCUACAGAUGCGAGAUGCUACCGGCGGUACCAGGCGCGUCGCCGUUAGCAAAGAUCCCGUAAUAAUGUAA